ACGGCAUUUUAAUAUAUUCGUAGAAGCCCAGUGGUCCUACGGUGAAUGCUGUGCGUUCUUUGUGACCUUCUUCGAUCUCGACCUGAUGAUAGCCGGCCUUCAUGUCGAUCGUUGAAAAGAACCGGCUGCCAUGAAGGAUGUCAAAAACUUCUUCGAUGCGUGGCAGUGCUGGAGUAUGAAUGUAGCGGGUAUAACGGAGGUGCCACCAGUCGCCUUUCUUCCAAACUUUAUUGUACAGAGGAAAGUGCUGAAGCCCUUCCGAUAUCAGACUGGAGGAACAAUACUGGCAGCUAAGCUUGCCAUAGAGCGUGGAUGGGGUAUCAACAUCGGAGGGGGCUUCCACCACUGCAGUGGGGAGAGGGGUGGGGGGUUCUGUGCGUACGCGGACAUCACCCUCGCUAUCAAGUUCCUCUUCAAGUACGAUACGAAUAUCAAAAAGGCCAUGAUUGUGGAUCUGGAUGCCCAUCAGGGCAAUGGUCAUGAGCGUGACUUUAUGGAAGACUCUCGUGUGUACAUCAUGGACGUCUACAACAGAGGCAUUUACCCACAUGAUGGCUUUGCCAAACGGGCUAUCAGAAAGAAGGUGGAGCUGGCCCAUGGAACAGCAGAUACAGAGUACCUGAACCUGGUCGACAAGAACUUUGAUGAAGCAUUGACAGAGUUUCAUCCGGAUGUAAUUGUUUACAAUGCGGGCACUGACAUACUGGAGGGUGAUCCACUGGGAAACCUAAACAUAUCACCAAAGGGUAUAAUUGCAAGAGAUGAGAUGGUGUUCAAGAAAGCCAGAGAUCUCAAUAUUCCUAUAAUGAUGGUUACGAGCGGAGGGUACCAACGCAGCACAGCCCAGAUCAUCGCCGACUCCAUCCUCAACCUGCGAGCUCUUGGUCAUAUAGCCUGCAAGGCCGCGGAAAACUGCCCUACCCCCGAAGGUUUCCCAGCCAAACUCAAAUCUUCCACGAAGUGAGAGUGAGUAUGGAUUUUUCACACGGCUAAAACAUGCUUGCCUCUCAGCGGCCUCAUCCAAGCUGUCAGUGACCACACCCGAGCCAGUGUGUCAAACCAACCUGGGCGUAAAAAUGUCAAAAUCCACCCAGGACAUC
Molecule: messenger RNA, 1100 nt
Organism: Mya arenaria
Lineage: Eukaryota; Metazoa; Mollusca; Bivalvia; Myida; Myidae
Product: histone deacetylase 11-like
Exons: 8
Coding region: 131-964 (277 amino acids)
Molecular function (GO): histone deacetylase activity
Source: RefSeq, a predicted model, not a curated record